AUGGUUUCCUCAUCACUUUCGCUAAGCGCUGGUUCGCUUUUUCUGCUGGGUCUGGCCUCGUCUGCGACUGCCAGCCCAAGCUAUUCGCUGGUCGAGAAUUGGCAUGGCGACAAAUUUCUGGAUUUUUUCAACUUCCACGUCGGUAAAGACCCGACCAAUGGCUUCGUCAACUACGUCGACCAGAGCAGUGCUGAGAGCUCGGGGCUGGUAAAGGUACUUGACUCGGGCAGUGUUUAUAUCGGUGUCGACCACGAGAAGACAAUUUCGACAAGCUCCCAAGGCCGUGAUUCAGUGCGCAUCGGCAGCAAGAAAUACUACGACGAGUCCCUGGUGAUCACUGAUCUAGCCCAUAUGCCCGGCAGCGUUUGUGGCUCAUGGCCUGCAUUCUGGUCAGUCGGCAAAAACUGGCCUGGUGACGGUGAGAUUGAUAUUAUCGAAGGCGUUAACCUCCAGGACCAUAACGAGAUAGUCAUGCACACCGCUGGUACCUGCAGUAUCACCGAUUCUGGAAUGACGGGUAGCGUCAACGCCACUGGCUGCGGUGAGGACCUCGGUACAGUCGGCUGUGUUAUCGAGGGUCAGGAAGGAAGCUAUGGUACCUCCUUCAACAAACAGGGCGGGGGUGUCUAUGCAAUGGAAUGGACCGACGCGCACGUCAAGAUCUGGUACUUCCCUCGCUCCAAGAUUCCCGCCUCCAUCACCAGUGGUAAGCCCGAUGUUAGCCAAUUCGGUACCCCGAUGGCCUUGGUUCAGGAUGGCUGCGACGUUGCCAACAGCUUCAAAGAGCAAUCUUUCGUCUUCGACGUCACCUUUUGCGGUGACUGGGCUGGUGGUGUCUUCGGCGAGUCCGGCUGCCCUAUGUCCGGCUCCGACUCCUUGGCAAGCUGCCACAGCUACGUCGCCAACCACCCGGCUGCCUUCAAGGAGACCUACUGGGAGAUCAACUCUGUCAAGAUUUACCAAACCGGUGUGAAGCGUAUCGCGGAGACCACCACUGCCAAUACUGUCGCGACCCAGGCCACUGCUACUCACGCCUCCGUCGCCAAGGAUACCACAACCAAGACUUCUAUCACCGACCACACCGUCACCAAGGCCGAUGCGGCGCCUUCCUCUACCUCGCAGACCGAGGCCCAGUCUGCUGCUGUUGAGACUUCAUCCACCCGGGCAACCAACGCUGCCGCAUCCGCUGCCACUUCGGAGGCUGUCGGUAUCAUCGGCGAACUGACUCCUACUUCGACCGCUGCAGCUGCUCCCACCACGGCAAAUGUCGCUACGCAGGCCGUUGUCGAGUCCGCGUCCAAGGAGACAAGCUCCAAGACCACCCGAAUCGUGACUGAGUUCGUUACCGCCACCACCACUCUCUGCCCAGUUGCCGAGAGCUCGUCUGUCGCCGCGAUUCCCGCAAACCAUGAAACCGCUGCCUCCUCGUCGGUCGUCGCAGAGACUGCUAAGGUUGUUGAAUCAGCCAACUCGUCCCCAGUUUCCGAGUCAGUUCCCACCCAGCCCCCGACCGCCUCGCAGUCUGCCAAAUCCGCCGGGACACAACAAGCAAACGCUGCCACUACCCAGGCUGCACAGUCUCCAGCCCCUACGACUCCCAUCGGUGCCGAUGCCAUCUCCAAUGCGCCCGCUGAGCAUGGAUCCUCCUCCACCCAGCGUCCCCUUCCCACCAUCAUCCCUGCCCCUGGUGUCAACCCUGACUCUGCGAGUGCCAUUGCCAACCAGCCCCAAACCUCGAAGGCACUGAUCCCCACCGCAACCGGUGCUUCUGCCCCCUCUGGCAGCACCUUCCCGGGUACCCCCAGCAGCUCUGGCAACUUUGCUCUCUUCACCAGCGGAGCAGACAAGCUGUCGGCUAGAUUCUCACUCUUUGCCGUUGCUCUUGGAUUCGCCAUGGCGGUAUGA
Molecule: messenger RNA, 1905 nt
Organism: Penicillium waksmanii
Lineage: Eukaryota; Fungi; Ascomycota; Eurotiomycetes; Eurotiales; Aspergillaceae
Gene: eng2
Product: putative GPI anchored endo-1,3(4)-beta-glucanase
Exons: 1
Coding region: 1-1905 (634 amino acids)
Biological process (GO): glucan catabolic process
Molecular function (GO): hydrolase activity, hydrolyzing O-glycosyl compounds
Source: RefSeq, a predicted model, not a curated record